This is a messenger RNA of Danaus plexippus (monarch butterfly), 2655 nucleotides long. RefSeq lists its product as uncharacterized. Bases 1087 to 2388 code for a protein of 433 amino acids. Lineage: Eukaryota; Metazoa; Arthropoda; Insecta; Lepidoptera; Nymphalidae. The transcript is spliced from 4 exons. The record is from RefSeq and is a predicted model, not a curated record.
CAAAAAAAUGUCGACAUGAAAUGUAAAAUCUGUCUAGACUUUUUUUUAGUUUUUACUGGAUAGUUCUUGACUGUCAUUCCAACCGUUGGUAGGUGUGUAUGAAGCUGUGGGUAUUGUACUUACUAUCUCAGUAACAGCCUAUUUGCUCUAGCAUUGAAGACGCUCAAAUUUAAAUUUAAACGAAACAAACGCAGUGUUUCAAUCUUGAUGUGCGGAUGGAAGUCUUCGUCCUGAUGCAAGAAACAUCCCGAACAGAAGCACGGACACCAGCUCAGGCUUUGCUAAAUACAGAAAAAAUACCUAGCUAUUAAUGAUUAACGGUAAAAACAAUAAUACUGAAAUUUUCAUUGCAAUAUGUCACACGGAAUAACAUUUGAUUUCGUCAUAAUCAACAAUGCCAAGAACCGAAAUUGAAAUCACACGAAACUGCCUGACUGGUGCUCUAACAUAACUUAGACUGAAUAUGAGACUGCAACAGUGUGCCGGCGCUGUAUCUCGAUAGACGUUUUAUACAUCCGUGUACUGUAGAAGAGGAUAUUUCGUAUUCGUUUUAUCUAUAUCCACUGUUUGUAAUCAUACUCAUGUAAAUAUUGGGAAUGUGUCAAGAAAUGAGUUGAAGUCUAUCUUGUCAUUACUCGGGAUUCAGUUAACUCAUUCAAAGAAAUACACUCCCGCAACUUUCUCUUAAUUAAAACAAAUAAAUCUAUAGAAAUGGCUGUGACUGUACUUGUGAUAAAUAAACACUUAAAAAAUAGCUUCAUCGAUUACAACUCUGAGCUUAUUAAUUAAUUUAAUUGCUGUAUAAAUUGUCGACGACAAUCAAUAGGUGAAGCGCCUCGAGCCAAUGUACCGAGGUAUAUUAUUGUACUUAAGGACUUAAUAGAAUGAAAACAACAAAGCCACCGAUAAUUUUUUAUUAAUAUUAUGUUGUAUGGACUGUAGAGGUCCUUUUUCCAAGAGGACGUAAACCUUUAAUCACUAGAUUACAGCCAGUAUCAAUGCACAUUUAUUGUUCAUUGUACAUUAAACCAUAUCUUUGUUAGAGGUCACAGCUGUUCCUCACAAAACAAUUUGUUUUUUAUUAUCAUGAUCAUUAUCAAACUUUUGUCCGAAGAGUCUUCGCCUCGUCUGUUUAGUAGCAAGGGUUAUUUAAACAUUGUCAGACGUUUGGCUGUUCGUGUAUUAUUUAUAUCUGGAUUUCUUCCUCAAUUUUAUUUAUUUACGAUGGACAAACCAGAACAAACAUUACGAGAAACACUUGAAAAAGUUGCGAAAGAAUAUGGCUAUGAAAACUAUCAUAUAAUUCAGAAGGCCAUUUCAACCGAGGGAGCUUACUACACCACUGUUUUAUAUCAAGCAACUAUAAAAGCUCCAGAGAAGGAGGAACUCAAAUUAUUCGCGAAAGUCGCUGCUGUUGGAGAAAAUAUGAGAGCAGUCACGCCUUUAAAAAUGUUUGAGACGGAGAGCCUGUUCUAUAACAAGUUGAAUGAGAAAUAUAAAGAGUUAGAAGAUAAAUAUGACGUACCCGCAGAACACCGAUUCGUAACACCGAAAUUUUACGGCGAAUCCAAAGAAUAUUUAAAAGAAACUUUGGUGUUCGAAGAUUUAACAGCUCAGGGUUUCACGACACAUGACAGAUUUGAAUCUAUAGAUUGGGAGUACGCUUCCAAAGGUUUAGAAAAUCUUGCGAAAUUUCACGCCUUAUCAUUUGCGUUUUCUGCGUACGACCCAGACGGAUUCAAAGAGAUGGCUGUUUUGAAAGGUCGCCGUGACGUGGACGCAGCGCUGGCUUACUUUAAGAAGGUCGUAACAAACGCUACCCAAGUGACCAAGGAAGCGAACAGAGAACGUUUUUCCAAAUUUAUGAAUGAAUUAAUUGAUAGUAGAGACAUUGACAGAUUUUAUGGACAUCGCACACGGCCUGUUAUUAUUCACGGUGACUACAGGCCAAGCAAUUUAAUGCACAGAAUUUUAGACCACGGCAUGGAGAUGGUGACCGUCGACUACCAGACCUUGGAAAUGGCGAAUCCGAUCAUUGAUAUCUUGUUUUUUAUAUUCGUCGGAUCUGAUAAGAACUUCCGCGACAGACAUUUCCAUCAAUCCUUAAAUCACUACUAUGACGAAUUAUCCAAAGCUCUGAAGAGGUUUAGACUCAACCCUCAGGAAGUGUACGCCAGGGAGGAUUUCGACGCAGACUUCAAAGAGAUCUUGCCCGUGGGUCUGUUGCUGAGCGUGUUCUGUCUGCUGAUAGUGACCGUGCAGAAGGAAGACGUUCCCGUGAUGAAGGAGGUCCUCGACAUCGAAGACUUCUCCAUCGACCCCAACGUGAUGUACACCGAGCGACUCAAUGACGUCAUCGAUGACUACAUUAACAUGGGCGUUAUUUAAAUGUCGACGUACGAGAGGACAAACAAAAUGAAAAAUAUUUAAAGGACGUACUAAUUUAUGUGUCAGUAUACUUUAUUCAAUACAUAUCCGUAGUAUCCAGUAAUUAUUUGUUUUCCUAUCAAACCUGUACAACGAAGCGUGUAGUUUAAAUAAAUGAUGUAUGAACUAAUUAUCGUAUAAAUAUUAUUAUCUAUCUUUGUGUUGUUGGUUUUAUUUAUUGUGUCUCUCGUUAAAACAGACGUAGUGUGGCUCACAUUGUCUGCACUC